Messenger RNA from Symsagittifera roscoffensis, 997 nucleotides. RefSeq names its product enoyl-CoA hydratase, mitochondrial-like. The transcript is spliced from 4 exons. Gene Ontology annotation, molecular function: enoyl-CoA hydratase activity. Lineage: Eukaryota; Metazoa; Xenacoelomorpha; Acoela; Convolutidae. Gene Ontology annotation, biological process: fatty acid beta-oxidation. The coding region runs from base 19 to 906 and encodes 295 amino acids. Gene Ontology annotation, cellular component: mitochondrion. The record is from RefSeq and is a predicted model, not a curated record.
AUUUUUCAGACAGUAUCCAUGAAUGGUUUGUUUUUGAGAAACUCGAAGCGAGUGGUAUCCACGGUACUAGGAAGAAACGAACCAAUUUUUACAUCCAAACUCAUUUCUCUCAGAAUGGCUUCCACGGAGUACAAGAACAUCAUCGUCUCCACUAAAGGAGAAAAGUCCAAUGUUGGUCUAAUCCAACUCAACCGACCGAAGGCUUUGAAUGCUCUGAACACACCCUUGAUGGAGGAACUAAUUGCUGCCUUGAAGUUCUUUCAAGCUGAUGACUCAAUCGGCUGCUGUAUUAUAACUGGCAAUGAAAAGGCAUUUGCGGCAGGCGCUGACAUUACAGAAAUGUCCUCGUUGUCGUUCCAGACUCACUACAAAACCAAUUAUCUCGGAGACUGGAGUGAUAUUACUAAGAUUGCAAAGCCAAUUAUAGCUGCAGUUGAUGGCCAUGCUUUGGGCGGUGGUUGCGAACUAGCAAUGAUGUGUGACAUAAUUUACGCUGGCGAGAAAGCCUCUUUUUCCCAGCCAGAGAUAACUUUGGGCACCAUUCCGGGAGCAGGAGGAACCCAACGUCUCACGAGAGCAGUUGGGAAAUCACUGGCUAUGGAGAUGGUACUCUCGGCUAAGCGACUUUCGGCUGAAGAGGCGGAGAAGAAGGGAUUAGUCAGUGCAGUUUUUCCCUCGGGAGAGUUGUUGGAUAAGACAAUUGAGACGGCAGAGAAGAUUGCGAGCAUGCCCAAAAUGAUUGCGAUGAUGUGCAAGGAGUCUGUCAACAAUGCCUACGAGAUGAGCUUGUCUGAGGGAUGCAACUACGAGAGAAGAUUGUAUCAGUUUUCAUUCGCAACUAAUGACAACAAAGAGGGCAUGACUGCCUUCAAAGAGAAAAGAAAACCAACAUUCACUGACUUGUAAACUGAAAAACUGAAUUCAACUCGUAAAGUAAAAAACUGAAUGUUUGUAAGAUGAUUGAUUCUAUAUGCAUAUGUAAAAUGCAAAUUAUGAA